CAGCCACACAAACACACUCCUCUCAGUUACAUGCACAGUCACACACACACACAUCACUCACACCGCUGGCACCACACUCACACACAAGCGCACACCCACACACAGAGUGACGGCUGCCAGGCGCAGUGGGCAGCAAGCCGUCAGGGACAGAGCUUGCAAAAAAAGAGAGACAUCGCAGAGGGGAAGAGAAGAAAAGAGAGUUGGAGACCUUGUGGAUCAGAGGGGAUUUUCCUCAGUGUGAGUGCAUGUCUGCAUUGGACUGCUUCCUCUUGAGUGAAAGGAGUUUUGAACCUUUUUUCUUUUGCUCAUCCUCCACGCUGGACUCCUGCGCUAUCUACCUAGCUAUUCCCGGCGCUUAACAAAAGAGGGAGGGAGUGAGUGUGAGGAGGAAAAAAAAAACAGUCACAGCUUCAGCUCCAGACCACCCUCCUCCCCUCCAUUCUUCUCUCCAGCUACACAUCCAAGUGCGAGUUCAUCACUGACUUCGGAGGAUAGAACACAGGACGUUGUGUGUUCCCUCGGAUACAGCCAAGCCCCUGGUGGGAUCGGGGGUCUCGUGUGAGGUCUGAGAGCGGGAGAGUACAAACCCACAGGAAAAAGCGGAAGAGACAAGAAGCGACAGCAAAGAUACGCUGGGAGGGGAAACUGAAGGCAAACUACUGAGGGGCAUCUGCAGGGCAACAGAGAGAAGACAAAAUUCGGUGUGCUUUUUAGAGCAGAGACUGCGAGGAACCGACAACCAGAUCUCAUCCUCUCCUCCCUCCUUUUGCUCCCCCCUUACGUUCUCACUGUCCUGUUGUCCAUUCCUCCCUAUUGUUUCCUGUAUUGCCACUUCGUAUCCUGAUAUCCUCUUCCCUCACCUAAUGUUGCCCUGUAUUUCAACCCUAUUUUUGUUGUCCCUCCGGAUUCUCUCAGUCUGUUCACUGAUACCUACAUUAAGACUUUUUUUCUGAUCUCCUUGGCAAGUAGACAAACUGAAAUCCAAAGUCUCACACAGGAGAGUGCUUUCUUCCCGCAUCCUUGACUCAUUGAAACGGAUCACCUAAAAGAAUCCAGGCUAGAACCUCAGCGUAAUUGUAUCCAUCCUGUGAGCUUCUAUCUCCAGCCUCCAGGACCUCCAAUUGAAUUCCAGCUACAUGGGCAAGCGUUUGGAGCAGCAGCAAAUGUACCCCCAGUACACGUACUACUACCCCCACUACUUUCAGACCAAGUCUUAUGCUCCUCCACCUCCACCUUUGGCACCACCCAGCCCCAACACCACAGGAGGAGGAGGUGGAGGUCAGGGAGGAGGGAUGGUGGAGCAGCUAAGCAAGACCAACCUGUACAUCAGAGGCCUACCACCGGCUACCACUGACCAAGAUCUCAUCAAACUCUGCCAGCCAUAUGGUAAAAUUGUUUCUACAAAGGCCAUUCUGGACAAGAACACCAAUCAGUGUAAAGGCUAUGGCUUUGUGGACUUUGACAGCCCUGCAGCUGCCCAGAAAGCUGUGGUGUCGCUCAAAGCCAACGGAGUCCAGGCACAGAUGGCAAAGCAACAAGAACAGGACCCCACCAACCUGUACAUCUCCAACUUACCUGCGUCCAUGGAUGAGCAGGAGCUGGAGAAUAUGCUGAAACCCUUCGGUCAUGUCAUUUCAACCCGGAUACUGAGGGAUGCCAAUGGACUAAGCAGAGGGGUCGGCUUUGCCAGGAUGGAGUCAACAGAGAAGUGUGAUGUGGUGAUUCAAAACUUCAAUGGAAAAUUCUUGAAAACUCCUCCAGGCAUGACAGCCCCUGCAGAGCCGUUGCUGUGCAAAUUUGCUGAUGGUGGCCAGAAGAAGAGGCAAACCCAGGCGAAAUAUCCACAGAAUGGACGACUGUGGACACGGGAAGGAGAGAGUAGCAUGACGCUGACAUAUGACCCCGCCACGAUACAAAAUGGGUUCUACUCAUCACCGUACAGCAUCUCCACCAAUCGGAUGAUUGCGCAGACGUCUAUCACACCCUUCAUCGCUGCCUCUCCUGUUUCCACGUAUCAGGUUCAGAGUACAUCUUGGAUGCCACAUCAGCCAUAUGUUAUGCAACCAACAGGUGCUGUGAUUGCGCCGUCUGCGGCCAUAGAGCCCAGCUUGUCUCUUCACCCCUCUGGCGUCAUGGCUCCUCUCACCCAGCAGAUGAACCAACUGUCCUUGGGCACAGCAGGGACUUACAUCCCCGCUGCAGCAGCUGCUCCUAUGCAAGGAACCUACAUUCCCCAGUACACUGCAGUGCCUGCUUCUGCCAUCACAGUGGAAGGCGUGGUGACAGACUCAUCUCCACAGACAGCUGCUCCCUCCUUGCAAGACAACAGCGGGCAGCUGCCUUUAUCGGUCGAGAACACAGGGGAACAUGGCACUGCCUACUCAUACCAGCAGACUAAAUAAAAAGAUUGCAAAUUGCAGCGUUGCCUUGUGAAGGACCGCACUGACAGAGAAAGAACCAAGCAGGGACACACUGAAGUCACAUGGACAACAGGACACAAGUGAAUUCUUCCACUGUGCUGAGACACUAAACAAAGCUGUUGUUUUUUUUUUUAAAUAUAACUGGUUGAACCAAGCGAAUGACAUGAGAUCAUUUCUGCACUUAAGGACAAUGGGAUCAAUAGCAGUCUGCAUCUUUGAGUUGAUCAUUUCUCCCAGUGAGACUGGGACUAGCCUCUGAAUGAAUGAAAAAAAAAAAUGAGCAAAGACAAAGACUGAAAUGCCAACCAACAUGAUGUACAGAAGAAAAAAAAAACAUUUGAAUGUCCAGGUAGAUUUUCAGACUUUUAUAUUAAAAAUAAGAAAUCAAAGACAAACUAGACAAGAUUGUCUUCCUUUGCUAUUCAGUUACAGGGGAUAUAAAGUCUACACACCCCUGCUCAGAUGCCAGGGUCCGAUCUUAAAAACAUGAGACCAAGAUUAAUAAUUUUGAAACUCUUUUCACCAUGAAUGUGUGUUAAUUUUGUCAUGGCGAGACAGUUGUACACUUCCUCUUUCCAAAAGAUUAUUUUAUUAAUUGAGUUGUAUAGCUUAUAGGUCACAUUAAUGUGGGAAAAAGGUAUUAAAAUGGGUCAUCUUGGUCGUCUUUUAUUUAUAUUACCCCAAAAAAUGUUUUUUUAAACAGCGGUGUAAACGUCUUAUAUUCAUUGUACAUCAUUUUCAUCCUUUUUAUUGUUUGAAUAUUUUCUAGGAGAUCAAUGUUUUCACAAGUCUUUCUUGCCUUAAUUUUCCUCAAAGUGUGGGAAGCAUUUCCAUUGGGUUAAAGUAUUAACAAAAACUGUUGAAUUGGUCAUUAAUGAGGUUUGUGGGAAAUCACACAGAUUACCAAUUUAAUUUUGUUUUAUAUUAAUUUCAAGAUAAUGUGGUGCAGUUCAUCUGAAAUUCUUUGAUAUUUUGUUUUUCUUUAACAAAAAAAAAAUGCUGUUACAGAGUUUUGUCUGCUUUCUAUGUCACACUGCAAACAGAAAAGCUAAAAGGUAGAAAGUUGCUGGCUUUGUCACAAAGGAGGACUGAUUUGAAGAUGAGAAAAAAGCAAUAGUUUUAGUAAAAGUUCUGUUUUUCAGUGUUCAACAGCGGCACCCUGCAAGUGGCAUAUUUUAUACCAAAGAUGAAGAAAAUGGCUAGUGAAUUCCUUAUUCUUCUUUUACCACUGAAAUUGAAAGGUAUGAUGCUAGAUGUACGUAUGCAGUGAGGAAUCCUUUUGUCAAACACUUUGUCGUAGGGCUGAGUUGCUCUGUAUCAAACUGCUUCUCCAAACAACUGGUGGAUAAUAAUGGGAGAUUUUAAUCCAGUGGAAAUAUAUGGCUGCUUUUCCAAGUGGUUUAAACAACUAUACUGUACGCAAAUACAAGGUGCUUGAAAGUUGUGUACAGCGACAUGUAAAAACGUUCAAUUCAAAACAAAACACAUGAAAUAUCUAACUUUGGGACACUGUUUUGCAGUCCAAUCCUCUUUUGCCAACCACAAGGCAUCUUCAAUUUGACCAGAAGUAAGAUCUGUCUCAAAGCAAACGGCAUUUCUGCAUGGAAUCGUUUGAGGUGGUGUGGAAUAUCUCUAGUUAAAAAAAUAAUAAUAAUUAAAAUUUUUUUGAAAAUCAAUGUGGGAGCUGCUAAAUAUUGUUUUUAUUGUACGUGACCCAGGUUGUCUCAUGUUGCGUGAAUGUGGAAAGAGCUCCAUGUUCAAAAUCUCCACCCAAAAAAAAAAAAAAAAAAAAAAAACAUUCAGCCAGGACAUCAUUUGUACAUGAUUGACGACUUGGAAAAAAAUCCUAUAAGAAAAAAAAAAGAAAUGAUAAUAUCAAAAAGAUGAAUAAAACAAUACCACACUGUCCACUAAUGAAAAUACACUAAAAUAUGGAGGCAAAAAAAAUUCAGGCAUAUAAAAACCAAAUGGAAGAUAGGAUUGUAUCUGAUUUCAUCUUAGGUUUGAAAAUGUGGGUUGUAAUGGCCGAGAGAAGUCAUGUUGAAAAAAAAAAUCUUUUUGUUUACUUGGUCACAAGGCCUUUAUGAAAUUGUGAAUCUGAGAGUCUCUGUAGAGCCGGUGGAUAUUUAAGUACUUUCAAGUGUCUUUUUUUUUCCCUUUCUAGACAACUCUUUCAAUAAAUAAA
Syngnathoides biaculeatus (alligator pipefish) is the source of this 4605-nucleotide messenger RNA. RefSeq names its product RNA-binding motif, single-stranded-interacting protein 3-like. The coding region runs from base 1137 to 2402 and encodes 421 amino acids. The record is from RefSeq and is a predicted model, not a curated record. Lineage: Eukaryota; Metazoa; Chordata; Actinopteri; Syngnathiformes; Syngnathidae. Gene Ontology annotation, cellular component: cytosol; nucleus; ribonucleoprotein complex. Gene Ontology annotation, molecular function: mRNA 3'-UTR binding; poly(A) binding; poly(U) RNA binding. The transcript is spliced from 14 exons.